Molecule: messenger RNA, 908 nt
Organism: Ichthyophthirius multifiliis
Lineage: Eukaryota; Ciliophora; Oligohymenophorea; Hymenostomatida
Exons: 1
Source: RefSeq, a predicted model, not a curated record
AAGCUUCUUAGAUAUAUUCAGAAUGAUAAUGUAAGCUAUAUAAUAGUAAUUAUUUUAAAUUUAAAAGACCAUCAGCUAAUAAGUGUUUCUUUUUGGCAUUAUUAUAUGAAAAUUAGUUUAUCGAAAAAUGUAAUGAGAAAUUCGGAUAUUAACCUAAUUAUGACUCAUGUAAAUGCUAGUCUGAGAUUUCAUGAAUUUCUAAAGGAAAUUGCGAAACUUGUGAAAAACAAAAUUCUCCUUUGUGUUAUACUUGUAAAACAGGUUUUUUCUUUUAUUAAGUUAAUAAGUCGUGUUUAAUUAAAUGUCCAUUAGGAUUUAUAGAAUAAUAAAAAACAUAAGAACUUUCUAUUAGUUGUCUUUAAUAAAUUGAUUUUAAUACAUGGAUUAUAUGUGAUACUACUAAAGGAUAUAAAUUAGAUACACAUAAUAAAUGUACCUUUUGUAAGCAAAAUUGCAUAUCAUGUAAUCCUAAUCCUAAUGAUGUAACCGAGUGUUUAGUUUGCGAGGGAAUUAAACUAAAGAAUUAUGAUGGUAGUUGUGUUAAUGUAUGCCAUUAAGGUACUUUUUAUUCUAUUGAUAGUCAAAAAUACGAAAAAUGUACUGAAAAAUGUUUAUGUUACAAUUAAAUAGAUUUUAGUUAAUAAUAAAAAGUUAAUAUGUUGAUUAUAAAACUAAAGUUUGCACUUGAAGUUUUUAACUGAAUUUAAUUUUGAAAAAUUACGAAAAAAAUCUCUUCAAAUUAAUGCCCUAAUGAUUAUUUAAUUGUAGAUUUAGAAAAUGGAUAAUGCUAACAUUAUUUUAAGAAUUUAGAGAGUUUUUAGUACGUUUGUAAUAUAGAUGCUUAAUAUGCUGUUCUGAAUCAUAUCUAAAGUAAGGUGAUGUCUUUUAAUAAAAUGGUUAUAAAGGAG